CCAAUAAGCGGUCACACUGCUGCUGGGGAAUAGGGCAACAUCACCGUGAAAAAAAUAAAGAAUUGGGGAAAAUGUGGUUUUCGGUCAAGUGAUAGCCGCAACGUAGGUGAGCUGGCCGAGAAAAACGGAUUUGGACAAGGACCUACUGGCCGGAAAACUCCUCGGCUGGACUCUAUUCAAUUGGCUGUCCCUUAAAAGUUGUCGACGUUCGUUGCCGUUGUUGUUGCUGCUGGCUGCGUUUUCGUAUUGGCAUCGGUUUUUUUUUUGGGGUACAUUUAGUGUACAUGUAAAUCGACGUGAAAAUCCGUAACCGAUAAACGCAUAAAGCCAGAUAAAGAAGGGCAGCAGCGAGAUAUAUUGUUCCGCCAGAUAGUUCUAAUUAUACAACCCAACUCGUAGACGUAUUCCCCCGAAGAUCCGAAACUGGUUAUACACACAACGCAAGGAACGGGAGGUUGGAGGAGGGCCCCAUGGACAAAAUCAAGUUAAAGGUUAUUGGCGUGCUGCGCGAACGCGAUGGUGGAAAUCGCAGUGGCUCUGGAGGAUUGGGAGCAGCUGCCGGAGGAUCUGGCGGAUUGACGGCCACUACAGGUCAUCAGUUGGCCAGCACUGGAGUGGGCGUGGCCGCACCGGCGAUUGGCGUCGCGCAGGAUAAUAACAACGAAGGCAACGCCCCAACAAUAGAAGCCCAGGCAACGGGAGCAGCUCCUGGUGCCUCAGUGGGAGUGGGUGGUGCCGCUAGAACCUCAGUUCUAGCCCGACCCCAGACCUCCAAGAUCAGUGCUCAAGACCUGGCUGGGAUACUCAACACGCGGAGACGGCUCGAGUGGACCAAGGAGUGGCUGCGCAAGAACCAGGCCGAGUUCCUCAGCAAGGAGAACCUGCUCAGCGAGCUGCAGUCGCGCAAGGAUGAGUGUUAUCACUUGAAUUACUUCCUAGCCAUUACAGAGAGCCAGUUUCGGUAUCUAGUGCAAAAACUGGAGCCCAUCAUUAGCCAGUAUGCGCCACAGCGCAAGAAGAAGUCCUUCAGCGCCGAGGAGCGACUGGCCAUAACGCUCAAGUAUUUGGCAACGGGUGAAGUACAUUCUUGUCGAAACUACUGCUUCCGUGCCUCGAAAUUUGUGAUAAACGAAAUGAUUGCCAAUAUCUGUCUGGGCUUCUACGAGCACCUCAAGGACCAAUACGUGACACUACCAAAGACUGACGAUCAGUGGCGCAGCGCCGCCGAGGAGAUGGAGCGCAAGCACAACCUGCCCCACUGUGUGGGCAACCUGUUCAUGCGCAGCAUCCAGCUCCAGGGCUCCGGUUCCGGUUCGGGUUCCGGGGCGGCGGGAAGCGGUUCCGCCGGUGGCGACGAUCGCAAGCGGGCGACCGUCAUCUUCACGGGCAUCGUCGAUGCCGACAACAAUUUCCAGUACGCAAAGGUGGAACGGGCGGCGAGCAGCCGGCCCAAUGACAUCUAUAACCAGACCACUGCCGUCGAGCUGAUCAGGCACAAGAUGCACGCCCUCGAGGAGCAACAGUCGGCGGAGAUGGACCGGCAGGGCUAUUACUUCGCUGGCGACUCAGUACUGCCGGCCACCUCGUAUCUGGUGACCACACGGAACCUGCCCAAGGAUCGGGCUGUGCUGGAGGCCCUUGAGCAGGUCAAUGCCCAUGCCGAUCAGACGAUGCGGAUACUCUGCAACAUGUUCCCAAUUCUGGCGCAGCCUCUGCGCAUCAGCGACAAGCACAUCCGGGAAGUGGUGCUCGGCUGUGUGGCGCUGUACAAUUUCCUGCGCAAGACAGACGACUCCUUUCGGCGCACCAGCGACAGCAUUGUGCAACAGCGGGCCGAGCAGCAGCAACUGGCAGCCGCCUAUAGCGUCGAUAGCGACGAAAUCGACGACGACUGCAUCAUGCUGGCCACCGAGGAGGAGCUGCGCGAGCGGGCCGAGUUCACGCCCAGCGUUGGACUUACCACCUGCUUCCAGCCGCUGUGCACGCAGCGUGGCGAGACGCCCGAAGGUCUGGCCAAGCGGGACUGGCUGCUCCAGCUGGACUUUGGCGGUCAGAGUGGAAACGGCAGAGGAAUUGGCCUGGGCAUCGGAAACAGCGAUGGCAAUGGCAGCUUGAGCGGAAAUGGAGGACUAGGCGGCAGUACGGACAGUGCAAGCGGCAGCUCAAAUGGGAGUUUAUAUUAGUGCAAUUUACCUAAGUACUUUACGAAUUUUGUAUAGUUCCUUGUUUUAUAUUUUUUAAAUCUGUAAUCUGUAACAGCA
Messenger RNA from Drosophila rhopaloa, 2261 nucleotides. RefSeq lists its product as uncharacterized. The record is from RefSeq and is a predicted model, not a curated record. Bases 471 to 2183 code for a protein of 570 amino acids. The transcript is spliced from 3 exons. Lineage: Eukaryota; Metazoa; Arthropoda; Insecta; Diptera; Drosophilidae.